UGUAUAUCGACCAGCAACAGAACACUCCCGUUAAUAAUCGCGAUGCUUAGACUCUGUAAUACAAUGGCCUUCCCAAGGGGGAGCUCUGGCGACCCAUGGGUCGGAGAGGGCUUGCUUGAUGAUGUUGCCACGCAUUAUUCACUCUGCAGCGCCACCCCUGCGCACUGAGCGGAGAACGACACAGAAAUGCGGAGAGAGAGUCUGCCCUUGUUCACGCACUGCUGACUCAAUUGGAAAGAUCUGGCUCCAGUGCUCACAAAUGUGGCCCCAAUGAUUGGCUCUGCGAGCGUGUUCGACAGGCUUCGGUGUCUGGGGAACUCUGGAUCAGUGUUUACGAGUGGUCUACUGUAUCCCUGUCCCCUCAUCCUGCUCAUUCCGAACUCCUUCUUUCGCUUAUAAUCGUCAUCUCCUUCUUUUCGUCUCCAACUUCUCCUUCGUCUUCUGGUUUCACUUCCCUCUCUCCCAUCCGCUCCUUUAUCCAUCACAUCAUCACCAUGGCAUCUGCUGCUAGAUCCGCAUCUCGCGCUCUCUUGCGCUCCUCCUUCAGACCUGCUGUCCGCAGCACUCGCUCCGCUCUCCCUCAGGGCUUCCGCGCUGGUUCUCGCCGUGGCUAUUCUUCCGAGGCAGAGCCCCCCAAGUCCUCCAGCAACACCCUCCUGUGGGCUGGUCUCGCCGCUGCAGGUGGUGCUGGUGCAUACUUCUACCUGAAGGGCGCCGACAGUGGCAUCAACUCCGCGAACUUCACCCCUACCCAGGCCGACUACCAGAAGGUGUACGAUGCCAUUGCUGAGCGUAUCGCCAACGAGACCGACUACGAUGACGGCAGCUACGGACCAGUUCUCGUCCGUCUCGCCUGGCACGCAAGUGGCACCUACGAUAAGGAAACCGGCACCGGAGGUAGCAACGGCGCCACCAUGCGCUUCGCCCCCGAGUCCGACCACGGUGCCAACGCUGGUCUCAAGCACGCUCGUGACUUCCUUGAGCCUAUCAAGGCCAAGUUCCCUUGGAUCACCUACUCCGAUCUCUGGACUCUAGCCGGCUCCUGUGCCGUUCAGGAACUCGGCGGCCCUGCCAUCCCUUGGAGACCUGGUCGUCAGGACAAGGAUGUCGCAGCCUGCACACCCGACGGCCGGCUCCCCGAUGCCGCCAAGGACCACGUCCACAUCCGUGAUGUCUUCGGCCGCAUGGGCUUCGACGACCGCGAGAUGGUUGCGCUGUUGGGCGCCCACGCUCUUGGCCGUGCUCACACCGACCGCUCCGGCUUCGAUGGACCCUGGAACUUCAGCCCUACUGUCUUCACCAAUGAGUUCUUCCGCAUGCUUGUUGACGAGAAGUGGGAGAACCGCAAGUGGAACGGGCCUGCCCAGUUCACUGACAAGACUACCAAGACUCUCAUGAUGCUUCCUACCGAUAUUGCCAUUAUCAAGGACAAGGGCUUCAAGAAGCACGUCGACCGUUAUGCAAAGGACAGCGAUGUCUUCUUCAAGGAGUUCGCCGAUGUCUAUGUCAAGCUUCUCGAGCUCGGUGUUCCUUUCACCAGCAAGCCUGAAGACCGAUUUGUCUUCAAGUCCUCCGAGUAAAGGAUGAAUACCGGCUUUCAUUUAGCUAUCUGAUUACGGUUUCGGUUUUGUUUGAGUUUUGUCCCUGUUCAGCCGUCAUGGAGUACUUCUGACAUCUACAUACUCCUGUUUUUCUUUUCUUUUCUUUUUUUGUUGUGCCAAAUUUUCGAUAUCCGACUCUUAUCGUCACCAUUACCUGAAUGUUCCAGGCCUUCAACGCUGAAUCGUUGGGCCUUUCCACUAGACUGUACUACUAUAGCAUAGAUUUCCUGCUAGUGGUGCUAGACAAUAUAUCAAGAAUUUCCUUCAUCCUUCUUCCUGAAAUGUAGAAAUCGCGCGCUGUAUGAGAGAGUCAAAGGGAAUAAAUAAACUUAAAG
Messenger RNA from Aspergillus versicolor CBS 583.65, 1936 nucleotides. RefSeq names its product peroxidase. Gene Ontology annotation, biological process: response to reactive oxygen species; cellular response to oxidative stress; hydrogen peroxide catabolic process. The transcript is spliced from 2 exons. Gene Ontology annotation, molecular function: peroxidase activity; heme binding. The record is from RefSeq and is a predicted model, not a curated record. NCBI's taxonomy places the organism in Eukaryota, Fungi, Ascomycota, Eurotiomycetes, Eurotiales, Aspergillaceae. Bases 495 to 1580 code for a protein of 361 amino acids.